Messenger RNA from Aethina tumida (small hive beetle), 1446 nucleotides. RefSeq names its product zinc finger protein SNAI2-like. The transcript has 2 exons. The coding region runs from base 131 to 1171 and encodes 346 amino acids. The record is from RefSeq and is a predicted model, not a curated record. Gene Ontology annotation, molecular function: RNA polymerase II cis-regulatory region sequence-specific DNA binding; DNA-binding transcription factor activity, RNA polymerase II-specific. NCBI's taxonomy places the organism in Eukaryota, Metazoa, Arthropoda, Insecta, Coleoptera, Nitidulidae. Gene Ontology annotation, biological process: regulation of DNA-templated transcription.
CCUAGCGGUCUUGGUUUCUCAACACGAAUACUUAUUAAGUGUUUCAACUGUGACUUGACUUUUAUUUCAUUUUUUUUUUAUUUUUGUGUACAUUGUGUUUCGUUGGAUUAACUUAGUGGGUGGUUUAGUGAUGAUAGACGACAUUAUGGCCAAAAACUACUUGCACUGUCCUCUGAAAAAGAGGCCCGUACCAGUCUUCGAAGACAUCUCAGAUGAACCAGAAGACCUUUCGAUCUCAAGCCGUCUCCAGUCGGUGUCGCCGGUCUCCAGCCCAGAAUCGGCUCCGAUUUCGCCUUCUUCCACACCAACAUCUCCAGCGAGUUCACCGCCAAGGUACUCGUCGCCCCAGCUCACCUUCCACCAGCAGCCCAUCAAAGUGGAGGCUCGUCUGCCUUACUCGGCACCAAUCAGCCCCGAUUUCGCACCCCAAACCUGGCACAGGAGCGAUGCCCCCCUUUACCACCCAUAUUACAUGUAUCCCCAUUACGAUUACAUCGGAAUGGGCCCUUCGUCGCCUUACAGCGACAACUCCCUGUCGCCGCCGCAUCACAUGCAGCUACCCCUUCAACCCCUGGCCCUCAGACCGACGAACUACUUGUCCAUGGACCAGCACUCCCUCAGCCCCAACUCCUCGACCACGUCGCCGCCCCCGGAAAGCGUGAACGCCGAAGACCUGUCCGAGAAGCGACUCAAAGGCAUCAGACACCAGUGCCCGGACUGCGGCAAGAGCUACUCCACCUUCUCCGGACUGUCGAAACACCGCCAGUUCCACUGUGCCGCCGGCGACGGGCCGAAGAAGUCCUUCAGUUGCAAGUUCUGUGAAAAAGUUUACGUAUCGCUCGGUGCCCUCAAGAUGCACAUCAGGACGCACACGUUGCCAUGUAAGUGCUCGAUCUGCGGCAAAGCGUUCUCGAGACCUUGGCUGUUGCAAGGCCACAUCCGCACACACACGGGCGAAAAACCGUUUUCGUGCAGCUACUGCAACAGGGCGUUCGCCGACCGAUCGAAUCUCAGGGCCCAUCUGCAGACGCACUCGGACGUCAAGAAGUACUCGUGCACCACGUGCACGAAGACGUUCUCGAGGAUGUCGCUGCUGACCAAGCACACGGAGGGCGGAUGCACCGCCGGGCCGCAGAUGCUGAUGAAAAGUGAACAAAUUUACGGUUGUUAGGAUUUAUCUGUUUUCCCGUUUUUACUGUUCUGACCAGAACAUUCCUCAAGUGGUUCCUUUUAUUUCUUAUUAAUUUUUUUUUGCGAAGCAGUAUUUAUUUGUCGUUUAUUAAAAAGUUAAAAUAAUACAGUGCCUUUGAAAAAGACUGAGAUACUAAAAAAUUAUGUACAAAUAUAUCCUACCACGUUUUGUGAAUAUAAGUUUAAUUUUAAGAAAAUUAAUAUAUUUUAUGUAAAUAUUUUAUCGGAAAUCUAGUCAAUGUUAUUUUUAUGCCA